CGGUAGAAGCUAAAAACGACGGGAGGGGCGGCUGGUUCGGGGGCUUUUUUUUUUUAGCUGCGCACAAUCUGUCAUUUCUCCGACGUCGUCGCUAACAACCAUUAUUUGAUGAAUUCGGUAUGGAGAAGGUAGCUGAGCCGUCUUGGACUUCUUCGUACACCUACCAGGUGAGCAAGCACAGUGCGGAGAUGCUACACAACCUCAACGUUCAGAGGAAAGAUGGAGGCAGGUUCUGCGACGUGAUCCUGCGCGUCGGCGAGGAGAGCUUCCCCGCUCACAAAGCGGUGCUAGCCGCAUGCAGCGAGUACUUCGAGUCGGUGUUCAGCCGCCCGACGGAGGGCGACGCCAAGGAGCUGGAGAUGCACACCAUCAGCCCCAAAGUUUUCAAAGACAUCUUGGACUUCGCCUACACCUCCAGGAUCGUGGUUCGACUGGAGUGCUUUCCUGAGUUGAUGACAGCUGCCAAGUUUCUGCUGAUGCGGUCGGUCAUUGAGAUUUGUCAGGAGGUUAUCAAGCAGUCAAAUGUACAAAUCCUGGUCCCGACCGCCCGAGGAGGGGACGCCAGCCUCUUCCAGGCCGCAGCGGCCACGGAGCUGGGCUUCCCCGUGGCUCAGCAGGAUCUAUUAAACGGAACGGGUUUACUAUUGAACGGCCAAAGCUUUGCUAACAGCACGCAGAUGCAUAUGGACGGCGGGGAGGACGCAGCCGCCGUGUUGUUGGAGGACGGCGACGAGUCUUCGGUGCCAAUACUGGAGCCGGUGGAAGGACUUUCUGUCUCCCCACCAACAGAGAGCACUGGGAGCACUUUUCAUCAUCAUGACGCCGGAUCCCCUGGAUCGAAAAGGGGAAGGGGGAGACCAAAGAAAGCUGGGGGCAUCGUGGACGCUGUCCACUUCAAUCACGGCACCCAGAAAGACAAUGGGCUGUUUCCUUGCGGGUCCUGCGGUAAAGCCUUCACGGAGGCUUCGCGCCUGAAGAAUCACGAAGCGCAGCACGGAGCCAGCACCGUGGGCGUGAACAGCCUCGGUGUCAGCCUGUCCACGGGCGGCUUGUCUUUACUGACACAGUCCGGUCUCCUGGACAACGGCAUACAGCUGCCCGGAGGGCUGACGCUCGUCGACAACAGCCGCAAACGAGAGCGGACCAGGCGGCACGUGGGUUGUGACAUUUGCGGGAAGGUUUUUCGUGACGUGUACCACCUGAACCGGCACAAGCUCUCCCACUCCGGGGAGAAGCCGUACGCGUGCCCCGUGUGCGGGCUGCGGUUCAAACGGAAGGACAGGAUGUCGUACCAUGUGCGGUCCCACGAUGGGUCAGUGGGCAAACCCUACGUGUGCCAAAGCUGUGGUAAAGGCUUUUCAAGACCAGACCACCUAAAUGGACACAUUAAACAAGUUCACACAACAGAAAGACCCCACAAGUGCCAGAUUUGUAAUGCCUCCUUCGCUACAAGAGACCGCCUCCGGUCGCAUCUCGCAUGUCAUGAGGACAAAAUUCCCUGCAAAGUUUGUGGCAAGUUCCUGCGGGCCGCCUACAUGACAGACCACCUAAAGAAACACAGCGAAGGAACGCACAACUACUGUGGCAUUUGCAAUAAAGGUUUCUCCACCGCAUCCUACCUUAAGGUGCAUAUAAAGACACAUCAUGGCUCAGCGGUACCCCCCUCUGCCACAAUGCACACCUUCCCUGAACGAAGGGGGGAACUGCAGAUGCACAACGGCGCCCCUUACCAUAUGGGACGCCAGUGCUCAGUGGAAGAUGGGCAAGAAAAUGCUGGGACUUGUCCUCAUCUGGAGUCCGAGGAAUCAGAUACUUCUUUAAGGGAAUUGUCCAACGUUGAUGAGCUUAAGUCUCCGCGCAAAACUGACGCACCGGAGCUCGAGAUGCCCUCUUUGGACUGCAAUGGAGCUUCUGCUGGGGUCCUUGGGUCUCCAGAGAGCUCUAAAGCCAAAACAGACCCAGAGAAGAAGUUUAUCUGUGGGAUCUGUGGUCAGGCCUUUCGCACCAAGUCCUACCUCAACAAACACCAGCACAGAGUUCACAAAGUCCAGAGGGCCCAUGGAACGUCGGGGUCCAGUUUAAAUGAGAUGGUGCCCUCCUUGACUUCUCCCUUUUCCCCACAACAGAACAUGUCUCUCCUCGAGUCAUUUGGCUUUCAGAUAGUCCAGUCUGCUUUCGCCUCUUCACUUGUGGACCCUGAGGCAGGUCAAAGUGGACUCGACUUCGGAGGGAAGUGACAUUUUGUUUUUUCAGGCCUCAGUUAAGUUUAGCCUCUAACUCUUAGGACAAAGCCAGGUUACCCACAGAAGAUGCUCUGUGU
This is a messenger RNA of Nematolebias whitei (Rio pearlfish), 2320 nucleotides long. RefSeq names its product POZ/BTB and AT hook containing zinc finger 1 (gene patz1). Gene Ontology annotation, biological process: regulation of immune system process; negative regulation of transcription by RNA polymerase II; regulation of cytokine production. The record is from RefSeq and is a predicted model, not a curated record. The transcript is spliced from 5 exons. Gene Ontology annotation, molecular function: protein binding. NCBI's taxonomy places the organism in Eukaryota, Metazoa, Chordata, Actinopteri, Cyprinodontiformes, Rivulidae. The coding region runs from base 120 to 2237 and encodes 705 amino acids.